CCAUCCCACGCGAGAAAGUCCGUUCCUCACCCGCGGGCCGGGGGUGGGAGGAGACAACGGCGAUAACGAAACCGGGCCCUGCUUGGCUUAUAGAACAACAAGCCGUCAAAGUUAGGUAGGCCUACUUUCCCGUCAGCCCUUGCGGCGGCGGCGGCAGCGCGGCGGGCGUGACCGCAGCGUCGUGUGGGCGGAGCCAAAGGCGGCGCAGCGACGGAGCUCGCGGCGGGAGCGGGCAGCGGAGGCGGGAAGCCGCGCGGCGACGGGGAGCGAGCCCAACGGGGGAGCGGCAGCCCCACCAUGGCCGAGACGAAGGUGAGGGAGAGCCGAAAGAAUCGGAAGACAGAGCCGCUGAGGGAUGCACAUGAGGAGCAUGACUCAGCAACUGACAAUGCAGAUGAUUCUAACCACGACCCGCAGUUUGAGCCCAUCGUUUCUCUUCCUGAGCAAGAUAUCAAAACUCUGGAGGAAGAUGAGGAGGAGGUUUUCAAAAUGCGAGCAAAACUUUUCCGAUUUGCAUCAGAAAAUGACCUUCCAGAAUGGAAAGAACGUGGCACUGGGGAUGUAAAACUCCUGAAGCACAAAGAUAAGGGGACCAUCCGCCUCUUAAUGAGGAGAGAUAAGACUCUUAAAAUCUGUGCAAACCAUUAUAUCACACCUGUAAUGGAGUUGAAGCCCAACGCGGGGAGUGACCGGGCCUGGGUGUGGAACACACAUGCUGAUUUUGCAGAUGAGAGUCCUAAACCAGAGCUUCUGGCAAUUCGGUUUUUAAAUGCAGAAAAUGCACAGAAAUUCAAGGCAAAAUUCGAAGAAUGUAGGAAUGAAGUUGAUAAAAAGGGAAAGAAAGCAGAAACAGACAAAAAUGAUAGCGGUGAUAAAAUUGCUGAAAAAUUAGAAGACCUUUCUGUAAAGGACGAGUGCAAAGAAUCGGAGAAGAAAGAAGACAAGGAAAAGACUGAAGAAAAGCAAUAAAUCAUUUUGGGCCUUGUGUUUUUCUUAAUAUUUUUUUUCUUAAUUUUUUUUCCUUAAUUUUUACAAGGGACUUUAUAAAGAACUGUAUUCUAAUGUUUUUUUUUUUCUAAGCUUUUGCCCUUUUGGAAAAAUUCUCCAGAAAAAAAAAAAAAAAAGAUCCAUUCCCCAGUCAUGAAAAUGUACUGUGCUAAAAACUCGCUUUUCCAUAGUGGAAAUACUUAUUUAUAGUCAUCCAGGAGAGUGAACAAAUAAAGCUUUGGAAACGGUAUGAAAAAGGACAGGGUUUUCUAUAUAAACUUCAUGUAUGGCUGCCCUUGUGACCUUGGGUUAUAUGUUUUGGGUGCCUAUUUUAGGUGAGGUAUAGUGUAACUGAAAUUCUACCUGGAGACUGGAGAGAAAAAAAAAGAGUAACAAACAUGUUUUCUGAUGCAUUGUGGCUUGAAUGUUGUAAUGACUGAAAGGAGAAAUGUUAUGCUAAGGUUCCUUUUCUUGUAACUGAGGUUUGAAUGACCUUAAGUGUUCUUGUGCAGAUUUAUUAGAAGAAAAACGGCGUGUCCCUUAGAAUCUAAUGUCAUCCCACAAUGGCCUAGGACGUAUUUCAAAAUAUUGCUGUUUCUUUUUGGUCGUUCUCGGCGAGCCAGGAAGGCAGAAAUAAUAUCUUUUUUAAUUAUUACCGAAAGUGGGAGAUGUCCAGCGAAUGCGAUUUUUUUUUAAGCUGUUUCAAAGGCCUGCCUCCCUCCCCCCAGGCUCUUCUGUGUAAAAAGGGGCAGGAAGACCCAGUUCCUUCUGUAUAACAAUUUUCAGUAUAAACUCUCCCAUGUAGGUAUGAAGACAAGUAAUAACAUUUUCUGUUGCUUUGCUGUCUCGAUUAUAGCGUUUUCAUAGUGUGUUCUGGGGAAACGGGGGUGGGGUAGGGUGGGAAUUCACCUUUUUUUAAGAUAACUUUUUGGUUGUGAGAAGAAGAAAAAAAUAAUCACCUUUCUUACUUAACGCCACCUGGGGGAAAAGCACUGAUGUCUGCUUUUGCAUCCGUUAAGUCUGACAUGAUUCCCUCAUUUAACAAUAAACUUUUGGGUAACAAAACCUUUUGUUGUGGGCUCCCUCCUCAUUGUCACUGAUACUUGAAAGAAUAUCCUGUUUUAAGAUUCACAGCCCAGGGGGACACCCUUAAAGAGACCAAAAAUGUUCUAUAUGAUCAGCUUCUGUAUCCAUAACCAUGGGCUACGCUCACCCAACCAAGUAUAUUGUCGCUUUUCCAUCCUCAUGGCAAAAUGGAUUAAUAAUUGGUGUUCGGAAAUGGGGGAGGGAGAGGUUUUUUUUUUUUGUUGUUGUUGGUUUUACAUAUAACUCAGGCUUUCUCAGUGUGUGUGUAUGUUCUGCAAGCUGUAUUCCCUCCUUGACCCAUUUCUCUGGCUGGUAGAAAUCUUCCCACCAAGAUUAAGAAAGUUUGUCUGACCUGCAUAUAAGUUGAGAGCGCCUGGUCUAGUUUCUUUCGAAGAUUCAAAGUUCUCCCAAGUGUUCUCCAACAACACAUAUUCUGGUGUUCCUCAACUGUGGCAACAUUGAAGGUGUGUAGAUUUCAACUCCCAGAAUUCCCCAGCCAGCCUAGGGAAUUCUGGGAGUUGAAGUCCACACGUCUUCAAUGUUGCUAUGGUUGACAAACGUGGGCUUACACGCUUGCAUUGAGUGUGGCUAUAAAACAUUCCUUUUUCUCUUGUUUGAAACAAUAUGCACCGUCAUUACUUUAAUUAAAAGCUUUUGUUCAAUUAACAGCAGAACUGUUUGAACUGAAUGAUCUUUUUCUGGAAUUUUUAAUUAUUUCCUUGAUAGUUUGUCUCUCCCUCCCUCCCCCCCACAAUCAUUACAUUUUUAUGGAUGUAUUAGUUUCUUCUUGUAGUAUUAUUGUUAUUGUGUGUUUUUUUUUUUGUUUUUUUGUUUUUGCAUUAUUAUACUUCGACUAAGGCAUAACUGCAGGUAGGGAGAUGCAGAAAUACCUCAGCCAGUCCCACGAACCUGUCAGUAUACCCAAUAGUAAGGUAAAAAGGGCAUUGAACGCUUAUUUUCUGACCGAAAUCACUAUAAAUGAUUUUAUCAAAAAGAGACACUGUUCACCCGGCUAACUUUGAAAUAAAUUUAACCUUCAUCUUUU
Ahaetulla prasina is the source of this 3118-nucleotide messenger RNA. RefSeq names its product RAN binding protein 1 (gene RANBP1). The record is from RefSeq and is a predicted model, not a curated record. NCBI's taxonomy places the organism in Eukaryota, Metazoa, Chordata, Lepidosauria, Squamata, Colubridae. Gene Ontology annotation, cellular component: centrosome; cytoplasm; nuclear pore. Gene Ontology annotation, biological process: nucleocytoplasmic transport; positive regulation of mitotic centrosome separation. The transcript has 6 exons. Bases 298 to 969 code for a protein of 223 amino acids. Gene Ontology annotation, molecular function: GTPase activator activity.